Molecule: messenger RNA, 1385 nt
Organism: Seminavis robusta
Lineage: Eukaryota; Bacillariophyta; Bacillariophyceae; Naviculales; Naviculaceae
Source: the annotation of a GenBank genome assembly
AUGGCUGCAAGUACAAGCUAUGCUGCUGCCAAGUAUGGUCACUUUGAAUUGCUGAAAUGGGCACGAGCCAAUGGAUGCCCCUGGGAUGAUGACACAUGUCAGGCUGCGGCGAAAGGAGGACAUUUGGAAAUACUGAAGUGGGCAAGAGACAACGGAUGCCCUUGGGAUGAAUUUACAUGUGCAGCUGCAGCCGUAGGAGGGCAUUUGGAAUUGCUGAAGUGGGCUCGUGAGCAGGGGUGCCCAUGGGGUGUCCAUAUAUGCUCGGCUGCUGCUGAACAUGGUCGCUUUGAAUUGCUGAAAUGGGCUCGUGCAAAUGGAUGCCCGUGGGACGGAAGCACAUGCACAGCCGCAGCUGCAGGCGGGCAUUUGGAAUUGCUGAAAUGGGCUCACGAGCAAGGAUGCCCAUGGGAUGAAGAUACAUGCUUUGAGGCUGCUGAGCAUGGUCACUUUGAAAUUCUGAAAUGGGCAAGAGAGAAUGGAUGCCCAUGUUGUGAACUAACAUGUGGAGAAGCAGCCCGAUUGGGUCACUUGGAGAUGCUGCAGUGGGCUCGAGAACAUGACUGCCCAUGGGAUGAAAGCACAUGCAGAGCUGCAGCUGAAGAAGGACAUUUGGAAUUGCUGAAAUGGGCUCGCGCAAAUGGAUGCCCGUGGGACGGAAGCACAUGCUAUGUUGCGAGCAAAAAUGGUCAUUUGGAAAUUCUGCAGUGGGCUCAUGAAAAUGGCUGCCCAUGGGAUGAACGCACAUGCAUAUCUUUGGCUGAAGAAGGACAUUUGGAAUUGCUGAAAUGGGCUCGAGAACAUGGAUGCCCAUGGAAUGAAGAUGCAUGCUCAGCUGCAGCUGUGGGAGGGCAUUUGGAGAUUGUGCAGUGGGCACAUGAAAAUGGGUGCCCGUGGAAUGAAGACACUUGCUUAGCUGCAGCCACAAACGGUCAUUUGGAAAUCCUGAAAUGGGCUCGUUCUCAGGGAUGCCCAUGGAAUAGACAGAGAUUAAUUUCACAUUUCCCCGUUUAUGGUCAUCGGGAUAUUAUUCAGUGGGUUCGUGAGAAUGGCUCAUCAGAAGAGGGGUCAGAGGACGAGGCAUAAGAACGGGAUCCUAAAAUAGUAGUAUGCAGUGGUUAAUGCUUGUUAGUCUAGCUGUUGUAGUAUGCAUCUCAGGCAGUCUUUCUGCUAUUCUCACUCUCGAAACUGAGACCGUCCAGUUGAUACUCUGUUGCACUGUGCAAAAUGAACGAACCAAACGAAAAACAGGAGCCACCCUUUCAUGUUGUGUGCUCCAUUGAUUCGAGAUUCAUUCCAAAUCAUCCAAAAACUCCUUGUGCAGUAAUGAACUCAUCCAUUCAUGCAAAAAAAUGAACUCACACCAGCAUCAUGAUUAAUUAAUGAUC